Molecule: messenger RNA, 9704 nt
Organism: Bubalus bubalis (water buffalo)
Lineage: Eukaryota; Metazoa; Chordata; Mammalia; Artiodactyla; Bovidae
Gene: RAPH1
Product: Ras association (RalGDS/AF-6) and pleckstrin homology domains 1
Exons: 16
Coding region: 279-4229 (1316 amino acids)
Biological process (GO): signal transduction
Cellular component (GO): plasma membrane; cytosol
Source: RefSeq, a predicted model, not a curated record
CCGGCCCUCAGCCCCGCCUUCUGCGUCUCGGCCGGACGCGGUCGCACUCGGCUCCGCCGCCGCUGCCCGCUGCGGCCGCCCCGCCCGCCGCCUCGCCCCCGCCGCCGCCGCCCGGUCGGUCAGUCAGUCAGUCACGGAGCGCGCGGCGCGGGAGCUGCGGGCGCUCGCGGCGUCUCCAGGGAAGGAGCGCCGCGCCUGAGAAGGAGGCGGCGGCAGCUGCUGCCCAGCCCGGGGCCAUUCCGGAGCCGUGCCCGCCGGAGGACCGAGCCGUUGCUGCGAUGGAGCAGCUGUCGGAUGAAGAAAUUGACCAUGGUGCUGAAGAAGACAGUGACAAGGAAGAUCAGGACCUAGACAAAAUGUUUGGAGCCUGGCUAGGGGAGCUAGACAAACUCACUCAGAGUUUGGAUUCUGACAAGCCCACGGAACCAAUAAAAAGAUCUCCUCUUCGCCAGGAAACCAACAUGGCCAAUUUUUCUUAUCGCUUCUCCAUAUACAACUUGAAUGAAGCUCUGAAUCAGGGAGAAACUGUGGAUCUGGAUGCCCUAAUGGCCGAUCUUUGCUCAAUAGAGCAGGAGCUCAGCAGUAUCGGUGCUGGAAAUACUAAGCGUCAAAUCACAGAAACAAAGGCCACUCAGAAGUUACCCACUAGCCGACAUACAUCAAAACAUGGCACCUUGAAAGGACUGUCUUCUUCGUCCAAUAGGAUAACUAAACCGUCUCAUGCCAACUACUCCCUGGAUGACAUCACCGCACAGCUAGAACAGGCCUCCUUGAGCAUGGAUGAGGCUGCUCAGCAGUCUGUGCUAGAAGAUACUAAGCCCUUAGUAACUAAUCAGCACAGGAGAACAGCGUCAGCGGGCACAGUGAGUGAUGCUGAGGUACGCUCUAUUAGUAACUCCUCUCGUUCAAGCAUCACUUCUGCAACCUCCAGCAUGGACUCUUUGGAUAUUGAUAAAGUAGCACGCCCUCAAGAACUGGAUUUGACACAUCAGGGGCAGCCAAUUACUGAGCAUGCUAUUUCUCUGAGAUGUCCCAGCAAGCAGGCCAAGCGUCAUAUUGACUUCACAGAAGAACAGGCUGAACUGACACCUCACUCCUAUCUGGACAGGGAAACCUCCCUUCUUCUGAGAAACAUUGCAGGAAAACCUUCUCAUUUGCUGACCAAGGAAGAACAGGCAGCAAAAUUGAAAGCUGAGAAGAUCAGAGUUGCUCUAGAGAAAAUUAAAGAAGCACAAGUGAAAAAGCUGGUGAUUAGAGUCCACAUGUCUGACGAUAGUUCUAAAACAAUGAUGGUGGAUGAGAGGCAGACAGUGAGACAAGUGCUGGAUAACCUGAUGGACAAAUCCCACUGUGGUUAUAGUUUAGACUGGUCUCUGGUGGAAACCAUCUCGGAGUUACAGAUGGAGAGAAUCUUUGAAGAUCAUGAAAACUUGGUUGAAAAUCUUCUUAAUUGGACAAGAGAUAGCCAAAACAAGCUUAUAUUUAUGGAGCGUAUAGAAAAAUAUGCACUUUUCAAAAAUCCACAGAAUUACCUUCUGGGGAAAAAGGAAACAGCUGAGAUGGCAGACAGAAACAAAGAAGUGCUGUUGGAGGAGUGUUUUUGUGGAAGUUCUGUAACUGUACCAGAAAUUGAGGGAGUCCUUUGGUUGAAAGAUGAUGGCAAGAAGUCCUGGAAAAAACGUUAUUUCCUCUUGCGAGCAUCUGGUAUCUACUAUGUCCCUAAAGGAAAAGCAAAGGUCUCUCGGGACCUGGUGUGCUUUCUUCAGCUGGAUCAUGUAAACGUCUACUAUGGACAGGACUAUCGGAACAAAUACAAAGCUCCUACAGACUAUUGUUUGGUGCUCAAGCACCCGCAGAUCCAGAAGAAAUCUCAGUACAUCAAAUACCUUUGCUGUGAUGACAUGAGGACCCUGCACCAGUGGGUCAAUGGUAUCCGCAUCGCAAAGUAUGGGAAGCAGCUCUACAUGAACUAUCAGGAAGCUUUGAAGAGGACAGAAUCGGCUUAUGAUUGGACUUCCUUAUCCAGCUCCAGCAUUAAAUCAGGAUCUAGUUCUUCCAGCAUCCCAGAAUCUCAGUCCAAUCACUCCAAUCAGUCUGACAGUGGAGUGUCUGACACCCAGCCGGCAGGACAUGUCCGUUCCCAGAGCACGGUGAGCUCCAUCUUCUCUGAGGCCUGGAAGCGAGGCACACAGCUGGAAGAGUCCAGCAAGGCCAGAAUGGAGUCUGUGAAUCGACCCUACACUUCACUCAUUCCCCCUUUAUCCCCACAGCCCAAGCUAGUCACCCCCUACACGGCCUCACAGCCUUCACCACCCCUCCCGCCCCCACCCCCUCCCCCUCCCCCUCCCCCGCCACCUCCGCCUCCCCCUCCCCCUCCCCUCCCCAGCCAGUCCGCCCCGUCUGCGGGCUCCGCAGCCACAAUGUUUGUCAAGUACAGCACAAUAACCCGGCUGCAGAACGCCUCUCAGCAUUCGGGAGCCCUGUUUAAGCCUCCCCCCGCAUCAGGGAUGCAGCCCUCGACCUCACUCUCAGUGAAGCCUCAGAUCCUGGUACCCCCCAGUGGAGUGGUGCCUCCCCCGCCGCCCCCGCCCCCGCCCCCCACUCCCGGCUCGGCUAUGGCCCAGCUGAAGCCCGCCCCCUGCACCCCAUCCCUGCCCCAGUUCAGUCCCCCACCUCCUCCACUGAAGAUCCAUCACAUCCAACAUGGCACACAGACAGCUCCUCCAGCGCCCGCACCUCCUCCUCCCGUCCCUGCCCCACUCCCUCCCCAGGCCCCCCCCAAGCCCCUUGUGACCUUGCCCCCAGCAGCGAGCACCAAGACUGUGCCACCCGCAGUGACACAAUCGUUGCCACCCACACCUACUCCGCCAGUGCCCCCAGUAAAAAAGCAGCCGGUUCUUCCUGUGUCUCACGUUCCACCCUCUCCCCCUGUUCCUCCGGGUCCGGUGCCCCCGCCCACGCUACCCAAGCAGCAGAGCUUCAGUGUAAAACCACCCCCCUCCCCACUGUCCCCUGCGCCCUCCGUGGUGAAGCAGAUAGCCAGCCAGUUCCCCCCACCUCCAGCCCCACCUCCCGCCGAGGGGCCGCCCUUAAAGCCUGCCUCGGUCAGCCUCACCCCACAGUCCCCCCCUGCCGUGAAAGCAAAGCCCAAGUGGCAGCCCAGCUCCGUCCCUGUCCCUUCUCCGGACUUCCCCCCUCCUCCCCCAGAGAGCAGCCUGGUGUUCCCUCCUCCGCCCCCACCGCCACCCGCCCCGGCCCCGCAGCCGCCACCGCCACCGCCACCACCGCCGCCAGCCACACCCACAGCGGCUCCUGCCCCGGACAAAAGCAGCUCUCCGGGCAAAAAGACCAGUAAAACCUGCAGCCCCGGGGGAAAGAAACCGCCCCCGACCCCGCAGCGCAACUCCAGCAUUAAGUCCAGCAGCUGUGCGGAGCACCCUGAGCCCAAGAAACCCUCAGUGGACAGUCUAAUCAGCAAGUUCGCAUCGCCAGCCGAACCCUCGGGGUCUCCCGGCAAGGAGACCCCACCACCUCCAGCAGCGCCCCCCAAGCCAGGAAAACUCCAUCUUUCCGGAGUUAACCUUCCCGGGGUGCUCCAGCAAGGAUGCCUGUCUGCGAAGGCGGCUGCACUGAGCGGGCGCGGCAAGGACUCGGCGGUGGAGUUCCCUUCUCCUCCGUCCGAUUCUGACUUCCCACCCCCUCCGCCAGAAACCGAGCUUCCUCUGCCCCCCAUCGACAUCCCAGCAGUGUUCUCAGGAAGCACCUCUCCAAAAGUGGCCGUUGUUAACCCGCAGCCGCAGCCCUGGUCCAAAACGUCGGUGAAGAAGGCCCCUCCGCCCACGCGACCCAAACGGAAUGAUAGCACCCGCCUCACUCAAGCCGAGAUCUCGGAGCAGCCACCCACGGCCGCAGUCGUGCCGCAAGUGCCCACCUCGCCCAAAUCCAGCCUUAGUGUCCAGCCUGGCUUCCUGGCUGACCUCAACAGGACACUGCAGCGCAAGUCCAUCACCCGGCACGGCUCGCUCUCCUCCUCCCGCGUGUCUAGAGCGGAACCCACAGCCACCAUGGAUGACAUGGCAUUGCCCCCGCCACCCCCCGAACUGCUUUCAGAGCAGCAGAAAGCCGCUUACGGAGGCAGUCAUAUAUCAGGCUAUGCAACAUUGCGGAGAGGACCGCCUCCCGCUCCCCCCAAGAGAGACCAGAACACCAAGCUCUCGAGAGAUUGGUAGCUACCGUAGGAUUUUAUUUUCAUGCAGUGUGUAAUCAGUUCUACAAUCAGCUUACCUGAUCAUCUAUGAAUUCAGGUGUUCAGAGCCUCCUGGUAUGUCGUUGUUAUUCAGGUAGCGUUCAGCUGUGUGUUUGUAUACAUGUGCGUGUACACACAUAGCUAUACAUAUAUAGAUAGGUAGCGUGUAUGUAUAUAUAUGUAUACAUAUAUCUAUAUGUAUAUAUAUAGCUGAAAGUGAUUCUAUUUAUUCUCACUCCUAAUCUGAAAAUGUUCUGUGUAUUUUGGGUGGCAGCAGCAUGGAAGGGGAUAUGUCUUGUCCCUUACGAUUUCUGUUAUCUAUCAUUUGGGUUGGACCAAAAACUUCAGACUUUAGAAGAUAUUUUAUAAAUGUCCAUGUGCGGCCUUUCUGUGCAUGUUGUGUAUUAUAUAUUAAGGAUAGAUGUAUAAUGUGCUAUUUCUCAGUUUGAGAAGACAACCAGAAUGUUUGGUGUAUCUAUGGGGCUUUUGUUUUUUUCCCCCAGUUGGCUGAAGUUAGAACUGCUUGACACUUCAUUUCUCUACAUAGAGGGGCACUUUAAUUAGGAAUCAGUUUCAUAGAAUGGGUCAUAGUGCAGUGUGGGGAAACUUUCAGACACUCUCAGUGUGUGGUUGUGCAUAGAAAACAGUACCUGUGUGGUGUAACUAACCCGUCUAGUCGCAGCACUGCUGCCAUGACCCCACCGGGAUCUCGAGUGCUGUCACAGGUGAGCUCUCGCCUGUGACACGUGGAUGAUCUACUGCUGUUAUCCUGUAGUUCUUUCUGUACUGUUGGGAUCCUUUCCUCGAGCUUGUGAAGUGCCAUCAAGUUUGGUUUCAUGAUCCUUGCUUUGAUUUAUCGUAAAAGACUAUCCAACAGGAUACCCUCGGAAUGCUCCGUCCCAGCGUGUCUUUGGGUCACCAGUUACCUCCUUAUAGAGUUUGCUGUGAGUGGGUGUUGAUAUUAGGUAUCCAUAGACAGCUGCCGUAUCAGAUACUCACAUCCUUUGUCCAUUAUGUUGCAUCAUUACGAAAAACAAAAUCACCUUCUGAAAUGUCUUUUUUUUGUAUUGCUCUCCGAAGGGAUGGAUUAGAAGAGAGAAAACUGGCCCCUGUGCAGCUAUCAUUAAUUAGGUUUUUUGUAGCUGGUAAUGUGACAUACAAAGAAUUCACUUAAGUAUGGGACUGUCAUAGAGGGAGGGGGGAAAAUGAGUGUUUAGACGAUUUCAUCCAUAGUGACCGGAGCACAGUAGGGCCCUUGCUUGUUGUAGCCCGGUUGUAGAGAUUUGUCCAAGUUACCAGCUAUUCUGAUGGAGUCUGUGGUCCAAGGACAGUGAGUGACACUACAUACUGUGCAUAUGCAGUUUGGUGUGACAUGGAACCACUGCUCUAACGACACACUGGAAUUCCGUAUGCUUCACACUGUACUUCUGGAUGUUUUAUUUUCCCCUGAGUUUUCCUUGGUUUGAGAAAUGUGUACUGACUUAGCAAUUUGUGAUGAUCAAUUGACCAUUAGGCCAACCUUAGAACUGCUCUUAAAUGAGAGAAUAAAAAGUCCCUCCCCAGCAGUGUAAGUCCGCACACCUUGUAAUGAACAUCUGUGCCUGUUGUGAAUAGGGAUCACCAGUGCAACUGCCAGUGUUCGAGCCCAUCUGUAAGGAAAAAGUGAUGUCCGUCAAGGGGGGCAGAGAUGGUAAAUAUUUCACGAGUUAGCAAGAUUGUGCUGUGUACACAGGAUUUCUCACUCUGCAACAAAGUAUUGCAUCAGAGAAAGUGGAACCCCCUCCCCAUUGUCACAUCUCCGGGAUGUGAUAGUAUACUCCUGUUUAUAGAGCAAUAAGUAUACCAGCGUGCAUUUGUUAUAGCCCUGCUUCUUUAAAAGAUACUUUUUUAGAUCUUUUUCAGUUCACCAAGUUUUAUGUGCUUGAUAUUCUUAUGGUUAUGAAGUGACCUUUACCACAUCUAUCUUGUUCAUUUAAGCAUGCACUGCAAUUUGAGUACGUUUGAGUAACACUGCCAGGCGCCACUGUGACUCUCGAAUGAAGUGAUUCCCCAGUCUUCUGCCCGCAGCUGUAUCUUCUAAGGAUCACCCUUAUUUGUGAGAUAGAGGACUUUUAAGACUCUGAAUCCAAUGGUAUAAACAUUCAUCACUAGGGUUUUUUGUUGUGGUGGUGGUCUUUUAUAUAAGGAUGGACAGCUCUCCCUGAGGGAAGAAAUCAUGUUUCCUCAGUCUUCCUUCACUCCUGAUUUGAGCUGUAAAAUCCAACCUUUUUUUUUCAGCGGGGGAUUUCCUGGGCCUUCUUGCUUUUGUCAGUCCUGAUGGUAGUUAUCCUGAACUGAUGCUGCUUCUAGUGUAUCAUUUUCCUGAAAGAGCAGAUAUCCUUUAGAACAUCAGGGCCACCAAGGAGAACACAGCCAGAGGAGAGGAGCUGUGUCAGUGGCUUGGUGGCUAUUUGACAACAGGCUGUUGCCCUUUACAUUCUUCCAAAGACAAAGAAGGCUAUUAAUCAACUUUUUUUUUCCUCUUUAUGUGAAACAACUGAAUCAAAAAAACCAAAAUGAUACUUUAAAUACAUUUCCAGUGUUUUACUCCCUGGGUUUUUUUUUUAAUUGGGAUUUUUGUUGGGAUGUGAUUUGGAGAUUGUUAUCUGGGCUCUCUUCUUCCCUGGUGUGUUCAAGAAAAACACUGCCAGAUGACACUGGUACUGUGCCUUCUUCCACUGCCUCCUGCUCAGCUCCUCUAACCCAGCAAGGCUUCUCCAGGUCAAGGAAGAGUCUUGUCAGUUGGCUUGGCUGCACUGAAAAAUGAAUAGUAUCCUGCUGUUGAGGGCAGCGCAGACAGGUGCCUGUUAAGAGCUAGUGACUUGCUAUUAGUGACAUCCUUAACUUGUACCACAAAAUUUCAAAACUGGAUCCAACCUAUGCUUCAAGUUUUGGCAACAACUCUGAAGGGCAGCAAAGCCUAGUCUGUUAAAACAUUAAGUUCAUAGUUAUGUUAGAUUAUUCUAUAUUGAAGCUUGGCUUUUAUUAGCCAAAUACAUUUUUUUUUUCCUUAGCUGCUGUAGAAUUCUGCUCUUGGAAAAAGUAACUACUCUUAAGGUUUACAGGUACCCACUUCACUGUAAAUUGGUUGUUUUUUUUUUUAAAUUUCUGGGGCUUUUUAAAAUAAGAUUGCUGAUUCUUCAGAAGUUACAGGAAACAGUUUUCAUCAGAACAUCUCAGAGGAAUGUCCCACAGACCUUCCAACAGUCCUCGGACAUCAAGGUGCUCCUGCCCCCUGCCGGCAUAGCCUGCUAAGGAAGGGCUGCGAACUAUUUCUGCAGUCCCAUCUCCAUGUAAGUUUAUUUGCCACUAAAAGCAGUCCUGAGGAGAUCAAAAGUAAACAGAAUUGGGGGGAUCAUGAAGAAUAAUUCCAAUAGGUUAACAACUCUGAGGUCAAGGUUAAUAGGAGCUGUGCAUCCAAUUAAGAGUUUCAGAAGCUGCUAUUCUGGGAGAAUACAACUGCUAAUAAGUUCAUGUCAAGGAUGUUAGGCUAUAAGGAGCCUGAAAAAAACUUCAGGUAAUGGUCGGAUUGAUUUGACUAUCAGGCCACCCACAGAACCCCUUAUCACUCUUUUUCCCACAGUUAAGAGCAAUUUUAUGUUACAAACACAAGGUGAUUUUAAACAAGAAAACCUUUUCCUAGUUUUCUAUAUUAGCAAACUGUUUCAUGUAGGUUUUAUGUAGUUAACUUUAGAACAAUGUAUAACUUAUGUAAUCUGAUAACCUCACAGAUUUUGUUUAAACCAAUUAAAACUGUAUGAUCCUAUGUGAUUAUAGGUGUAAUGACUUCCUUUAAAUAAUUUGGAUUUGUAUAUUUAUAAGAGGAUGUUUAUUUCUAAAAAUCAUUUUAGGUUGCAAGAACCUUUUGGCACUUGAAGUUUUGUUUUAUACACUUCACAUUAUUUACAUAUAGCAAGUUAUUCCUGACCCUAUAGGAAUGUUUGCCCACUCACAAAGUUGAGAUUUGAUCCAUGGAGAGAUGCAAGUAGUACAGAAUUAAGAUUUAUUUUCCUUUAAAAACUGAAUGGAAGACUAUUGUUAUCUCUUUACUAGUCUCCCUCAAAGUAAACAAGUGUUCAGUUCUUAGUUGUGCCCUUAGAAGGUCUAUAUGUAUAAGAAAUCCAAAAUUUAGCUGUAGAAUACACUUGCUAAGUAAAAAUAAGCUAAACACAAUAUACUUGAUAAACAUUUGAAGGAAAUUGGUUUGCUCUUUGCUUGUUGAAGUAUAAAGCAUUUAGAAAACAUCUGCUGUAUUUCCCAGUGCCUUGAACUCUCUUGGAGGAACAAAAUAAAAAAAUCUAACAAGCAAACUUUGAGGUGCUAAUGAAAGAAGGAAGGUGUUUCUAGUUUGUGCAGAAACAGAAAAAGUGACUGUCUCACAAGAGAUGGCUUCAUCUACCUAAUCAAGGUCUGGCUGCUUUCUACCAAAGACAUUUAGAGCAGUGAGUCAGGUCAGGGUGAUGGUGAAUACUACAUGUUUAAAAGAUGGCCAAGUUCAGAAUGAAUGCUGAACAUGGAUGCUAUUAAUACCAAGCUCAUAAUUGAAGCCUCACCCUCUUCUUAAGCAGAACGUGCUUGUGGCACUUAAACAAAAUCUGCAUUCUGCACACUGUCCAUUGUUUGUUAAGUUUAUUGUAACCUAAUACCAAAAACUGCCAUUUUCCAUGAUUACCACCUCCUAUAUUUCUCUGUACUUGUAAAUAAUUUCUCCUAGGGAAAAAAAAAAGCAUUAACUGGAAUGUUUCAAAUGACUUCACUUAAUUUUAUUGUCAGCCACUAGUGAACUCCUUUUAUAGAAAUGUACAUUUAGAAUAUCAGCUUGUGUAAAUGUCAUAAAAGCAUCGUUUACUGUUUUAAAGAAAAAUUGCACAUUUAACUGAGAUUGCUCCCUCUCUUCCCAUUUCUUAAAAAAAAAAAAAAAAAAAAAAAUGGAGUAAAGGCUCACGCUAACAUCCAGGCUGUUGGGAGCUUUGCCAUAAAUAUAUACAGUGUAGGAAUAUACCUUUUUAAAGCAUGAAAAAGGCAAAGGGAACUGCAUUAAAAGUACAGGAUAGAGGACAUUAUUCAGAUGAUUAUGCACAGCUCGGUAAAGAAGAAGUUACAGUUUUUCUUUCAGCUUUGUUGCUAUUAUUUUAUUCUACUUAAAAUGUACACUCAUUUCAUUAUGUGCCUUGCUCCCUGAUUGUGCUAAACCUAUAUAUAGAUAUAUAUAUGAGAGAUAUAUUCAGUACUACUGAUGAUGUUUUUGUUCUACUGCUGGAUUAAGUUAUUUUCCAAGUUACUUUAUUCUUGCCAAGUUACUGUCAGUCAACUAUUGUAAUGGCUUAGGACAGUAGUCAUGCAGUCAGUGUAACUUACGUGUUGCCAUUAUGUCAGCUUAUCCAGUCCUCAAUAAAAAGAAUACAGAGAUUCAUUUAAA